Xyrauchen texanus (razorback sucker) is the source of this 2686-nucleotide messenger RNA. RefSeq names its product SWIM-type zinc finger 7 associated protein 1 (gene swsap1). Gene Ontology annotation, molecular function: single-stranded DNA binding. NCBI's taxonomy places the organism in Eukaryota, Metazoa, Chordata, Actinopteri, Cypriniformes, Catostomidae. Gene Ontology annotation, cellular component: Shu complex. The transcript is spliced from 2 exons. The record is from RefSeq and is a predicted model, not a curated record. Bases 66 to 953 code for a protein of 295 amino acids. Gene Ontology annotation, biological process: double-strand break repair via homologous recombination.
GAUUUCACGCGGUGUUGUCGUGGAUAGUCCUAUAUCGAUGCUAAUAGCUAUUUUAAUAAACUGUUAUGGCCGAUAUCUUAGGAAUCGUUUUCAGACGGUUUGCAGCUGGAUCUGUAACGAGUGAUUUAAUAUUUCCCGCUAAUUUAAAGGGAAACACUUUGGUACUCGGUGAUGUAAAUAUGAGUACAUCUGUUUUAUUUCUUGCAGCUGUGACAGCAGCCACAGAUCUGGGACUCAAAGUGCUGUUUUUUACUCAGACACCGUUUCAGUCUCUUCCUGUUUCGCUGAGGGGUUCAGUACCAGGACUCAAACUAGAAAGUCUGAAGAAUAUCAAGUUUGUGUAUGCAAAGACUUUAGAAGAGUUGCUUGAGGACGUAGCAUCUCUCCACGAGCUGGCGACAGAGACAGCGGCGCCUCCAUCUCUGAUUAUCGUAGACGGCCUGGAGCGAUAUUUACACGUGCUGAGAAGUGGACACCUACAGGACGAACUGAGCCCUGCGGCCCACGUGGCGGCCCUCCUGCAUGACACGGCUGCUUUUCUAACACAGGUCCUGCUGAACCGGGGCAAAAACCAGGGCGAGAAUCAGGGACUGUGCAGGAUCAUGGUCUCCUUUCACUCUGAAUGUGAAGGCAGAUGGGACAAUGAAGCACAGGUAUCUGAUCUUCUCCUCUCCGUACUGGACCGCUACCUGCAGGUGAGGUGCACUAUAGAGGAGGUGAGAGGUGUGGAGGGGGCGGGGCUUAAUGAGUGGCAGGUGUAUCUGUCUGCUACAUACCCUCAGCUGGACCAGCAUGGUGAAGGAUGUAGUGAUCACAGACAGCAGUUGCAUUUGGUGGUGCAGUCAGGUGGCGUACUGGAGUUUCGUCCAGUCCCUGGUGCGGAACUGGAGAUUCCAGACCAACGGGAUGAUGGCAAACAGGAAACCGAGGGAUGCAGAGAUGGUGUGAACUAACCAAGAAAAUCCCAACCCAUGUGUAAUUGUAUUUGUAAAUGUAUUUCUCAUUUCGACAUUAAUUCAUUGGCAUAGUGUAAUAUCUAUAACCAUAUUUACAUUAUUCAGACAUGAGGACAGUAUUCACAUUGAAAGAAAUGCAAUUUAAUGUUUAAAACACUACAGAUUUGUAAAGUUUGACAUAGAAACUUCAGCACAUUUGAAUGGUUGCAGGCAGAUGCAUUGUACACAAUCAAUAUUGUAUAAAGGAUAGGAUAAGCAGACAUACAUACUAUUUGUUUUUUUAUUCAAACGGCAGCAUUACAGUCUAACAUUGAAAUGCUUGAAAAAGAUCAAUAGACUGAAAUGUUGUUUAAAUAAAUGUUAAAACGAAGCUGGUUCUCAGUAGUACUUUUAGGUAUUCAUUAAAAACAACCUGGUACAUACUGGUGGAAAUAAGACCCUUUAAAAAUUGCCACACAUUUUUCUUUAAAGUACAAAUUAAUAGUCAUAUAAUGUAGAACUAUAAACAUGCAUUCAUACAAGGAAAAUAAAUGUAUGCAAGAAGUGAAAUAAUAUACACUGGUGGCCAAAAAUAUACACUUGCGGAAUAAUGUGCAGAUUUUGCUCUUUCAGAAGGAAAUUGGUACUUUUAUUCAUCAAAGUGGCAUUUAACUGAUCACAACGUAUAUUCAGGAUAUUACUGAUGUAAAAAACUGCACCAUCACUAUUUGAAAAAAGUCAUUUUUGAUCAAAUCUAGACAGCAGCAUCACUCCAACACAUUAUCCUUGAGUAAUCAUGAUCAAUUGAUCAUUUGAUAAUAGAAAAUCACUUGCCAUUAUAUCAAACACAGUUGAAAGAUAUUUGGUUUGUUAAAUGAAGCUUAACGUUGUCUUUGUGUUUGUUUCAGAGUUGCCACAGUAUGCAAUAGACUGACAUGUCUUAAGGUCAAUAUUAGGUCAAAAGUGGCAAAUAAGGAAACCGCUUUCUCUAGAAACUCGUCAGUCAAUCAUUGUUUUGAGGAAUGAACGCGAUACAAUGCUUGAAAUUGCCAAAAAACUGCAGAUUUCAUACAAAGGUGUACACUACAGUCUUCAAAGACAAAGCACAACUGACUCUAACAAGGACAGAAAGAGAUGUGGAAGGCCAGAUGAACAACUAAACAAGAGGAUAAGUACAUCAGAGUCUUUAGUUUGAGAAAUAGAGGCCUCACAUGUCCUCCGCUGACAGCUUCAUUGAAUUCUACCCGCUCAACACCAGUUUCAUGUACAACAGUAAAGAGAAGACUCAGGAGGUCUUAUGGGAAGAAUUGCAAAGAAAAAGCCACUUUUGAAACAGAAAAACAAAAAGAAAAGGUUCGAGUGGGCAAAGAAACACAGACAUUGGACAACUGAUAAUUUUAAAAGAGUGUUAUGGAUAUUUUGUGGGAUCAGUUAGACUGUAAGAUGAUUGAGAAGUGCCCGACAAGACAGUCCCAUCUAUGGCAAGUGCUACAGGAAGUGUGGGGUGAAAGGUCACCUGAGUAUCUGGACAAACUGACAGCUGCAAUAACAAGGAUCUGCAAAGCUGUCAUUGCUGCAUGUGGAGGAUUUUUUAAUGAGAACUCUUUGAAGUAGUUUAAGAAGUUCUGGACAUUUUAUUCAAAUUGUAAUAGUAAUUUUUCACAUUAUUAAUAUCCUGAAUAUACAUUGUGAUCAGUUGAAUGCCACUUUGGUGAAUAAAAGCACCAAUUGCUUUCCAUAAGAUCAAAAUC